UUCGACGCUCGGCUACAUCAACAGCAACUAAAACUGUCUUCCUACAGAACUCGCAGUUUCUUUCAAUUAAAUGUUUUACUAGACUAAUUUGGAUUUGAACUGUGUUAAUUACGAUAAUGUCAAAUAAAGUAAAUUAGAUAAAUAAUUUAAUAGACAAAGUGCAAGAAAUAAAGAAACGAGAGCAAAACUGACAAAGCAUCUGAAAAUAUCUCGAACUAUCUGCAGCGUUUGGUUUCUGGUGGCAAUAAACUUUUAUAAAAAUCUAUCAACUAAGCUAAUCUAUAGAAAAAGUACAGUGAAAUUACAAAAUAAAAAUCUGCACAAUUCAUGUGUGUUAAAAACACAAAUUAGAAACUAAAACGAACGAUUGAAUGAUAUCCAUUUCAUAACUAAAAAAAAUAUAUCUCAAGCUCAAGAUGAUCUACAAAGGCUUAACACUAUUCAAAGACGGGUAUGGCCUGGCAUUGCGAACAGCUCAAUAUAACUACAGACUCUACCAACGCGCGCUUUCAGUACACUAUGGCAACGCUGCUCUGUUAACCCCAUCAGUCAAGUCAUACGUUGAGGAAUGUGUCCAAUUAUGUCAGCCCGAUAAAAUACACAUCUGUGAUGGUAGUGCUAAAGAAAGUCAAAUGCUGCAAACACACAUGCUUCAACAGGGCACCAUCAUUCCUUUACCCAAAUAUGAAAAUUGUUGGUUGGCACGCACCAAUCCUGCGGAUGUAGCGCGUGUUGAAUCUAAAACUUUCAUCUGCACUGCUAAUAAAGAGGAAACAGUACCUGUUACUAAUGAAGGUACACCUGGUGCGCUAGGUAAUUGGAUUUCAAAGAAAGAUAUGCAAAAAGCUAUUCAAGAACGUUUCCCCUCCAGUAUGGCUGGGCGCACGAUGUAUGUUAUACCCUUUUCAAUGGGGCCGAUAGGGUCGCCAUUAUCAAAAAUUGGUAUCGAAGUAACAGAUUCUCCUUACGUUGUAGAGUCCAUGAAAAUUAUGACACGAGCAGGUACUAAGGUAUUGGAACAACUACAAACAGGUGAUGGGCAGUUUGUCAAGUGUUUACAUUCUGUAGGUAAGCCAAAAAAUGGUGUUAUAGAGCAACCUUCAUGGCCGUGUGAUCCAGAACGUACAAUCAUAUUGCAUACACCCGAUAAUAAUGAAAUCGUCAGUUAUGGUUCAGGUUAUGGGGGAAAUUCGCUUUUGGGCAAAAAAUGUUUUGCAUUACGAAUUGGUAGCACAAUUGCUAAACGUGAAGGCUGGCUGGCAGAGCAUAUGCUUAUACUUGGCAUUACAAAUCCUAAAGGUGAAAAAAUUUACAUUGCUGCAGCUUUCCCAUCGGCCUGUGGUAAAACAAACUUGGCUAUGCUUACGCCUACACUGCCAGGAUAUAAAGUAGAGUGCGUUGGUGAUGAUAUUGCUUGGAUGAAAUUUGAUUCUAAUGGAGACUUACGUGCCAUAAAUCCAGAAAACGGUUUCUUCGGUGUUGCACCGGGCACAUCUAUGGCAACGAAUCCUAAUGCUAUGAAAACUAUAUUCCGUAAUUCACUGUUUACAAAUGUUGCACACACGUCUGACGAAGGAGUUUAUUGGGAGGGUAUGGAAGAAGAGAAUAUAAAAAGUGUGAAUGUUACGGACUGGUUAGGUAAACCCUGGAAUAAAUCGAAUGGUAAACCUGCUGCACAUCCGAAUUCUCGUUUCUGUACACCUGCAGCACAAUGUCCAAUUAUCGAUCCAGCCUGGGAAGAUCCAGCUGGUGUACCAAUUAGUGCCAUAUUGUUUGGUGGUCGCCGUCCUGCUGGAGUACCGCUUGUCUAUGAAGCACGCAGUUGGGCACAUGGUGUCUUUAUCGGUGCAGCUAUGCGCAGUGAAGCUACUGCUGCAGCUGAACAUAAAGGAAAAGUAAUAAUGCAUGAUCCAUUUGCUAUGCGUCCAUUCUUUGGAUAUAAUUUCGGCAACUAUUUGAGUCAUUGGUUAAGCAUGGAGAAGCGCGGUAGAGUGCCAAAGAUUUUCCAUGUUAAUUGGUUCCGCAAAGGUGCUGAUGGGAAAUUCCUUUGGCCUGGAUUUGGUGAAAACUCAAGAGUUUUAGAUUGGAUAUUCAGAAGGGUAAAGGGUGAAGAAUGUUACCAAGCUUCAGCUAUUGGUAACUUACCAAGUCAGAAUGCAUUAAUUACACAAGGGCUACAAGAAGCAAUAAAAUUAGAUGAACUUUUUAAUUUACCAAAAGAUUUCUGGGAACAAGAGGUUAUUGAAAUCGAAAAAUAUUUCAAAACUCAAGUGGGUGAUUUUCUACCAACUCAGGUAGCGCAGGAACUAGCAGGAUUGAAAGAUCGCGUCAGUAAAAUGUGAUGAAUUUUUAUUGUUGUUGAUGAAUUAUUGUGA
Teleopsis dalmanni is the source of this 2375-nucleotide messenger RNA. Its product is annotated as phosphoenolpyruvate carboxykinase [GTP]-like. Gene Ontology annotation, biological process: propionate catabolic process; response to starvation; hepatocyte differentiation. Bases 417 to 2342 code for a protein of 641 amino acids. The record is from RefSeq and is a predicted model, not a curated record. Gene Ontology annotation, molecular function: manganese ion binding; phosphoenolpyruvate carboxykinase (GTP) activity; GTP binding. Lineage: Eukaryota; Metazoa; Arthropoda; Insecta; Diptera; Diopsidae. The transcript has 2 exons. Gene Ontology annotation, cellular component: cytosol.